GUGCAAAUGCUUAUAACGUGCACUGCUAGACAGAUGAGAUAAGAGCUGCUGUCAGUAGGUCUCUCAUCCCGGGAAGAAGGCAAAACCAAGUCACGGACAGAUCCAAGCCAUCUGGCGCACACACAACUUGUUCAUUUUUUGACGCACAGACGCGCACUGACUGCAGCCCAGGACCUGACAGCUUAUCUAGUCCACACCACUAAGCAAACUAUCGCCGAACAUGGAGCGCAAAAUCCCAGAUUUCUCCGGCACUUGGGAGAUGAAGAGCUCUGAAAAUUUUGAGGAACUCUUGAAAGUGUUAGGUGUGAACGUGAUGCUACGCAAGAUUGCAGUGAAGGCAGCCUCCAAGCCCCUGGUGGAGAUUACUCAGGAUGGAGAAACGCUCUCUAUUAAAACAUCGACCACAGUCCGAACCACCCACAUCACCUUCACUGUUGGGCAGGAGUUCAAUGAGUCCACUGUGGAUGGACGUCCCUGCACGAGUUUUCCACGUUGGGAAACAGACAGCAAGAUCAGCUGUGAGCAGACUCUGCAGAAAGGAGAGGGGCCUAAGACAUCUUGGACCCGAGAGAUCACCAGUGACAGCAAGUUGAUCUUGGUAAAACACACAAACUAUCACCUGAGCAAGAGUUUAGAUUUGGAGGCUAACAAGUGCAAAGCUUUACCAUAG
Neolamprologus brichardi is the source of this 670-nucleotide messenger RNA. RefSeq names its product cellular retinoic acid binding protein 2, a (gene crabp2a). Lineage: Eukaryota; Metazoa; Chordata; Actinopteri; Cichliformes; Cichlidae. Gene Ontology annotation, molecular function: lipid binding. The record is from RefSeq and is a predicted model, not a curated record.